AGAGAGAGAGAGAGAGAGAGAGAAAGAGAGAGAAAGCAAAUCUGCUUUUCAUGCAACAUACGCGACGUCCUUUCUUAACGUGAAUCCUUCUUUUUCUAUAUACAUAUAGUUUUUAUACGCCGUCAUUUUUUUUUAACGCGAUGCUUUAAUCAUCUUUAAUGUUAAUUUAACUUGAAAAGCAUGCUCUGCGAGUCAUAAAUCCCCGGGAUUACGCGUGACAUGCACGGCACGGCUAAGGAUUACGAGUGACAAGUGUAAUCCACAGCGUAUAUUAACAGAAGCAUUCUUUUGUAUUAACAGAUGCAUCCAUUGUUGCAUAAUUAAAUGCAACAACGUGCAUUUAAUUUUGCUCAUACGAGAAAAUGGUUCGGGUAAAAGAAAACUUCUUGAUUUCUUAGCGCUACAUCCAAUUUACGUAAUAGCAUCUCAGCGCUACCUACAACACGUGAUUUCUCGUUUGAUAAGCUCAAGAAGAAAAACCAUGUAAAUAUCACUCAGUAAUUGUUCGAGAAUAUGCCUCAUCAUCGCUUUUUUCGUUAUGAUCGUUUUAUUAUACAACCACUUUAAAGAUCCACAAAAAGAAAAUAAGAUCAAGAAUAUUAUGCAAAUGCAAUUUUUCUUUUUAACUAAAAAGCACGGGAGCUACAUCCUUUUUAAGAGCGUCUAACGCUAAGUGGCUCGAAUUUUCGAGAAAUUUUUCUGAAGCGUAUCUUAAUAACGCGCGACAUUUUCUUCGAGAAGAAGACUUCGAACGCUGUGUCUCUAGCAUAUUCGCUUGUUCGUCAUGCAAAUGACUGCGCGAUCCGAGAUCGGUGCGUCAACUCGUUUCGUUCGCGAGCGCGACCACAGAUCGGCCUAUUAAAACUCGGGAUCUAAUCUUACGACAAUCGGAACAGAUACGUAAGUCUAGACGGUGAGUUGUGUGCUCAACGUACUGUAGGAUAUAGUAACGGGCGGACAUCCUCCGCGUGUGAAUGCACCGGCGACGCGACGGUUCUAUUAUUACUGCACGUGCCGUUGUACCGGCGCAGAUAUCCGCUACGCGCGCGCUCGAUACGGCUCCAUACAUGAAUGACCGCGAUAUUUACUCGCCUUUAACAUUCACCCUGUAUAUUUAAUGUCUAUUGAAGGCACGCCAAGCGAAUGACAUUAAUUCUUACUAAAAUACACGGCGUGCAUUUAUCACGGAUCAUACGUGACGAGCUGCGCGUCAUUCCUGAGACGCUUGAUGGAUUAUAUCAGUAUCGCGGUGUCGCAUGGGUUACUAUUUCUGAAACAGUUUGAAAUAAAAGAAAUGAAGUUCAAUUUAUCUUUUUUUUUUUUAAAGGGUGGAGGUCAAUGUCGGUCUACAGUGGAUCUUGGUGACUCAACGAAAAUUUUUGUGUGAAUUUUUACAAUCUUCAGUUCACGUAAAGUGCGCGCCGCAUAUUCAUCGGUCUUGAAACACCGUUCUUAACCGGAAUACGAGGAGCAGGCGGCAGCGGACGAGUGGGAGCUUUAAGAGCCGGAGAACGUGUCGUGCUGGAGAACGACACGCUUAACGUCAUCGCCGUCGCCGUCGUCGACGAGCAGACGGGAAGAGAGCGCGCUCUCUCGCAUUCGACGAGGACAGACUGUGGCAGGGAACCGCGCGACGAGGAUGAGGCAGGUAGUCGUGCUGGAGCCAGCUGGCAGCGUCCUGGUGAUCAGACAGACCUCUCUGGGUGGUGGCGGCGUCGCCACUACCGGCAAUGUCAACUCUAACCCUACGGGCAGCAGCGACACCCACGCCUUGGUCAAUCACGCCGCUGUCUCCACGAUCGCCUCCAACGAUCACAAUCAAAAUAGGAUAGUCGUGGUGCGCUCGUCUACCUCAUCCACCUGCAUGACCAGCUCGGCCGACAAUCACGCAUCGACCAACGGCAAUAGCAACAUCAACGUCAACGCGAACAUUAAUGGGAAUCCGGGCAGUAUCAGCUGUAAGCCGUCGUCGAAGGCCGGAAUUGGCGGCGGUGCUUGUAAGCCGAAUGAGAGAAACGACCACCUACGAAACGAGCACAAAAAUCAGGACGGAGUUGCCAACAGCAACGAAACGAACCCUGCCGCUGGAUGUCGUCCAAGGACGAGCAAGGAAGCCGCUCACGAGAACGUCGCCUCCGACAGGAAGCUCGAUGGCGCGGAUCCCAUCUCCCAUGGCGACCCGAUAAAGCUGCCCGAAAAUCUGGAAACCUUGCCGCGAGCUGAACACUUUCCAACUCAGAGGCAUCGAUGGAACACCAACGAGGAAAUCGCCGCCAUCCUAAUAAGUUUUCAAAGGCACGCCGAAUGGCAAAGUCGGGAGGUAAAAGUACGACCACGAAGUGGUUCAAUGUUACUGUACUCGAGGAAGAAAGUACGUUACCGGAGGGACGGUUAUUGUUGGAAGAAAAGAAAAGAUGGAAAGACUACACGAGAGGAUCACAUGAAACUGAAGGUUCAGGGAGUCGAGUGCAUCUACGGCUGUUACGUGCACUCGGCAAUCCUUCCGACGUUUCAUCGCCGGUGUUACUGGCUACUGCAAAAUCCGGACGUCGUCCUCGUCCAUUAUUUGAACGUCCCUUAUCCGGACGGUGAUGCGAAGCUAGCGGCCCUGCCACCUUGCCUCGCACUGCCGCCAGACAAAAAGGAGUGGACGCGAGACGAGUUAGCGUCGCAAUUAAGGCCCAUGUUCCUCGGUGGAGAUGACGAUCCGAACAAUCCUCAUCUCACUCAGCACUCGAACCAUCCCGUCGACAUGAUAGUCUCUCAACUGCUCGAUAGGCAGAGGGCAUCCUCUACUUCCACCACCAGCAACACUCAACUCGCACCUAGGAGACUUACGCCCGACAAUCAAGUCUCUUCAACAACGGGAGGUCAACAACAAUCAACGACAGCGGCCCCGGCUCCCCGCGUGUACUCAAGACAUUCCCAUUCCACUCAGAGUCAACAGCCGGCUCCUCUAGUUUUAAGUUUGCAACAAAUCCAAGGCGGUGGUGGUCUCCUGAUACUCAACAGUCAACCAUAUCAUCAUCAGCAACAACAGCAACAGCAGCAGCAGCAGCAGCAACAGCAGCAGCAGCCACAACAACAACAGCAGCAGCAGCAACAACAGCAGCAGCAGCAGCCGCAACAACAGCCACAACCGCAACAGCAGCAGAGUCAGCAGGUGGAGAUGCAACAGGUCACAGAGCAACAAAUCGUACCGCAGACUAGCGUCGACCGAGAACAGCAAACGCAGCAAGAAAUUGACGCGCAGGAGAGUAUGGACAGGUCUGCCGUGCAACCUCUGCCGAUGGGCGGCUCCGGCUCCGAGGUGACCGAUUUUGCGGAGACACUGGAUCUUAGUCAGGAAGACAUUCAGAGGACACUGUCGGCCAACAUGGUGCCCCCAUCGCCGUCGCCUUCGCCGGCGGACAACAGCAUGAUCAAUCCGAUGGACUUUAUUGACUCGUCGGACGACGUGCUGGUCAAUCUGGACGCGUUCGACGUAUUUGGCGAUUUGCCGGAGCUGCACGACUUCGAAGCCGAGCAGACGAAGCACGAGGAACAGCGAGGUGGUCCCGAGAAUAACGUCGGAUGUCAUCCUGGUACAACCGUCCAUAUUGCAGAAUAUAGUCCCGAGUGGAGUUACACCGAGGGUGGUGUAAAGGUAUUAGUUGCUGGUCCGUGGACCGGCGGUAGUGGUUCCCAAUCGUAUUCGGUACUUUUCGAUGCGGAACCGGUCGAGGCAUGCCUCGUGCAACCAGGUGUAUUGCGUUGUCGAUGUCCCGCGCACGCACCAGGAAUAGCGUCCCUUCAGGUGGCCUGUGACGGUUUUGUCGUGUCCGAUAGCGUUGCCUUCGAAUAUCGUAGAGCGCCGACAAGCGAACCUAGCCCAGAGAAAGCUCUGCUGGAUCGUCUUGCGGAUGUCGAGGCCCGUCUGCAGGGUCCCGGUCCGCCGUCUCCCGCAGCUCAUCUGGAAGAGCGACUGGUUGCUUAUUGCCAGGAUGCUGUUGUCCGUCCUUGGCGAACUGGAGCGGAACCUCUUCAAUCCGGUGGGCCUACCCUCUUGCAUCUGGCGGCCGGGUUGGGAUACUCCAGGUUAGCCUGUGCACUCCUUCACUGGAGAGCAGAAAAUCCUAGUAGCAUUUUGGACGCCGAGGUCGAUGCUCUCAGGCAGGAUAGCGCAGGUCUCACGCCACUUGCUUGGGCUUGUGCGGCAGGGCACGCCGACACCGCCAGGAUUCUUUACAGAUGGAAUGCUAUGGCACUACGCGUGAGGGACUGUCAGAAUAGAACGGCGACCGAGCUGGCCGCGGAGAACGGUCACACGGCAAUCGCCGAAGAACUGAAUCAACUCGAAACCCGAAGGCAAGACGAGAGGCUUUUCUUGCGACCCGCCAGCCCUAGCCCUAGGCGGCCAUCUCAAGACAGCGGUCUCGAUCUGGCGUUGUGUGGCUCGCCGCUGCUGGACAACAUGGAGUUGUUGCAAGAAGAUGAGUCGUCGUUAGGCCUCAACGAACAGGGAAUGGAGAGCGCUCCGACCCCUCAGGAGACCGUAGGGGAAGAAGACGCGAGGGUGCUGACAUUGGCAGAACAAAUUAUAGCGGCGUUACCGGAAAGGAUCAAGAGGGCGGAGGGUGAGUCUCCGUCUUCUUCCUCGCCACCACCACCCACGGCGCCUCUGUCACCCUUGGAAGACGCUCUCAUGGAACAAAUGCCUCUCGACUCCGGGGAACUGUUUGACUCGUAUCGCGACUGCAGCGGCGGCGCCGCUUCGGUCUCGGAUGCCGAUGCCGACGCCAGUCCCUCGAGUCCCUCCAGCAGUUGUUUGACACCGGACUCGCCGUCUCCGCCGCCCACCACCGCCGAUUUCUGCGAGUUUCUGCAGCUGCAGCUGCAGCUCGACGGCAAUGGCAAUGCUCACAGCGGUCAGUACUACUCGCAGAACGGCGGCGGUGAGCGCAAGUUGAACGGCAUGAUCGGUUCAGGGGCUAUGACGGCGUUUGGCGGAAACGGCGACGGUAGCGAGGCGGAUCUCAGCAGACUAACAUUGUCUGAUCGUGAACAGAGAGAGCUUUAUCACGCCGCCAGGAUGAUUCAGAAAGCGUACAGGAAUUACAAGGGUCGUCAGAGGCAGGAGGAGGCCGAGAGACAUGCCGCCGUUCUGAUCCAACAGUACUAUCGUCGUCACAAACAGUACGCUUACCACAGGCAAGCCACGAAGGCAGCCUUGGUGAUCCAGAACAACUAUCGAAGUUAUCGCGCACGACCGGGCUCGGCCAGCGCGAGACAGCAGGCGGUUCAUCAGCAGGCGGCACAUCAGGCAGCGAGGAAGAUUCAACAGUUCAUGAGGCAGUCUAAGAUCAAACUGCAGAACGCCAAGGCCGUCGCAAACGGGAACGGGAGGCCGCCAGUGGUCACUUCACGGGCGGCUGCUGUCCCCCAAAGCUCGCCCUCAUCUAGCCCAGGGGCCAGCCUAGUAGCCGCCAGCCCGGGGGUCACCUAGCUGACUGUCAGUCCAAUGACGCGCGGAGCAGCGGCAACGACAAUUCGGUAGCGAAGUAACACGGCCGGUGGCGAAGAGCCGUUGGUGAACGAUGGCCCCGGAUCGGCAGUCGUGAUGCUCUGAGGGAGUAUGCGAGGUCGUUAAUGACGACUAUGAUUACUACGAGAGGGUACCAGAUGUAUGACACGGAUGAUAUAUGGUUUUGUUCUCUGCGUCUCUGAUUUGCGUACCCAAUGGCUGACCAAUAUCGAGUCUUACUACUUAUCUUUCAAACUUUCUUUUCGUCCCCCACACCACUAUUGAGUUAACACUCUCGACUCAUCCUCGACUACUCGUUCUUUUCGCUUGUAUCUUAUGCUAUUACCGCAUACCCUCUGCAUCCUCCUCGCGAGUGAGUAUUGGAGUAGCAGCAAAUAGGCGGACCUAUCGUAAGUGGGUUUGCUAAAAGUCCGUACGAGACCGAUCGACUGAAGAAAGCUUGUAGAGCACAGUUUUACCUCUCGCUUAAUACGUAAGACAUGUGUAUGUAGCGUAUCGUGUCUCUUCAGGAGUACAAGAUUCGCAUGGUCCGACACAUACGUUGAUCUUUUGCUACAUCGCGGCAACAUCGAAGUUGACGAGCCGUUUCCGUACUUUAUUAAAUUCCUAUGUGCACCGAGCUGAAUCGCACAAAAUCGUCGCUUUCGUAGGUUCAAAUAGCUCGCGAAUUUGCCACUGGCAGAUCUACGGAACCACGGGUUCUUUUGAACCGAAAUAUUUCUUCGACACGAGACCUCUUUGUAGAUAUAAUACGUUUUUCCUUUGAUGACACCAGUCGACGAGUUCAAAGCCUUCUUUAGAACGAAAAAAAAAAAACCGUAUAAACUGAUAACAUAAAUGUGUGCAAUUUUAAAAACAAAUUAUAAAUGCAGUGUUUGUAUUAAAUUAUAAUUUAUAACAAAUUUACAUUAAAUUUCUUUUAAUAAAUUUCGAUAUUACAAUAUUUGAUUUAAGAUACUAUGGAAAUUAAAACAUUUUUUUAUCUGAAAAAGAAAGAUUCUGUCGACUAGUGUCAUCAAUACUGCUCACAUCAACAUAAUUUUGUCAUUUUCAACAACAAAGGAGUAUUUAUGUCGGAAUUAUUAUAUUUAUUUUUUCGACAUAAUUACAUACACUGUACAAUCUUAUUUGCAUGCUCUUACAGAAAGUUAAUACAGGCAGUAUUAAAUUAGUUAAUGAUUAAUUAUUUAUUUUGAGUAUCAAAAACAUUAAUAAGAGUGUUUUCAUAAGCGCAAUAAAUAAUUAAUCACUGGCCAAUUUAAUAUACUGCCAAUAUUAAGAUUCUGUAGGAGGGAGAGCAAUUAAUGUUUUUCACUUUUCGCUUUAAAUUCAGAAUUUCAAUCGAUUUAUACAAAAUUGAGGCUAAAACUGUAUCAAGCGAAAACUUGAAUAUCAAAAAGGAAAAAAAGAGCAGCCUCGAUUAAUUUAUUACAUCAUAAUUUCACGCAAAAAUCUUUAUACUUAAACUUCUUCGGAAUUGUUUCCAAGUAUUUUUAUUCACAAGUUGAAUUUCGGAUCCAGCUGACGUAAAUUUAUGAUUAAUGAAUGAAUGAGCGAUCGGAACAUGAAAGAGCAACAUGAAAUUGAUUUUACAAGUAGUAAAGAGUUACAUUUCAGCGACGGAUAAGAUAAGUCUCGGCAACAUAAGAACCGGAGGUGAAAUUCUGAAUACGAAUUGGAACACAGGUGGAAUGUUGACGCUUUACGAGAUUCAAUUUUUUAUUUUGAUCUGUAUACAUUUUCUGUAUAUUUUAAAAAAAGGAGUAACUAAAUUUAAUCGAUACGCGCAAAGCUGGAUACCGCGCAUUCCUAUUAUUUAGCGCAAAUCUGAUAGCGCAGCAUCGAGAAUCCACUGUACAUAAUUAAAUGAGGAAUCACUGUCGUUGAUCACGUGGCAGAAACGGUCUUUUUCGUGUAAGAUAUUAGUUUUGCUUGAGAGACGCAAGUUGAAUGAAAAGAGCUAUACUUUGAUUUUAGAAAAUUUUAGAGAAAGCGGGCGAAAUGAGUGGGGAAAUAGAGCGAGGAGAGAGCAAGGAAUAGGAAGAACUUAUUGCAGAAGAAUUACAAGAAAAAAAAGAAAAGUGAAAAAAAAAAGAACGGACCCUUCGUCCAAAGGGGGCAAUUUCAUCCACGGGCUGUGCUAGUCACAGUAUAAUCAACUUCGUAGAGUUACUUUUUAGAACGUAAGCUAGUCGAUUACACAUUGUUACAAAAAAAAACCUACCUACCGUUUCUCUCUCCGAUAGGGGAUUUUUUUAAAGGUUCUCUAGCGUAAAGAUAUAAUUAGCGGUUAAAUUAAGGGCGUAGUUGAUUGCGGACGCGCGCGAUCGCGCGCGAUUGCAUGGCGCGCGAAGGGCGUGAUUGUCCCGGCGUUCAAAGUCUUGAUCGGGUGGACAAACGUCUAUUGUGAUAAAUUAAUGGUGAUCCAAGAAAGUAUUUCCGCGCAACGGGACAAGGGGAGACGGAGAUAAAAAUCCACGUGUCUCCGACGUACGUCUCCGCGUGCGUGCGCGCACGCGGGCGCUCUCGCAUGAUAUGAAAGAAAAAAGAAGAAACGGAGACAGACAGACAGAGACGAACUGGAUGGAGAGUGAUCCGAGGGAUAACCGGCGAGCCGAGUAUUACGCCGUGCGGGAUCAGUCGCGGGGAAGAAUAACGUGCCGAUACCGCGCGUCGUAAACGUAACGAGUGCUCUGCGGAUUUUCGAAUUGCCGAAUUUCUUCGAGACAGUAAAUCAACCCAUAUCGACCCUCUCCCCUCGGGGUGUGUUUCGCAGACUCACAGCGGGUUGUGAGAUCUAAUCAGAGCGAUGUAAUUGCGGAGCGCGAGAUGGGGUAUUACCACAAUAUAUAUUGUACACAUGAGUCAAUUCCAACGAGCAUUUUCAUGCCAUUAAGCUUAAAGAGUUAUUAGUUAUAAAAAAAAGGAGACGUGGCGUGCGCGGGAAGCGGGAGAAGGGCGAGAAGGAAGGUGGGAAGGAAGGAAGGAAAGAGGGAAAAUAACAAAUUCUUACACUCUUUUAAUCAUUGUUAAUUAAUUAAAAAUAAUCACGAUCCUAUCGAAAUACUUAAAAAAAAUGAGUAAAAUAAUAAUAAUUAUUAUAUACACAAAAAACUAUUAUUAUAUAUAUUCAUAUUUUUGCUUAUUACAUAUUUAAGAAUCUAAUUAAACGAGGGCUAGCGAUUAUUAACGUAGCGGGCACGAGAGGCGUUAACGAUAACGACGACGACGACGACGACGAUGACGACGAUGAUAAUGAUGAUGAUGAAUAAAGUCUCAAGUUAAGGAUAAUUCUAGUUAGUCGGGCUUGUCGUUAUGCGUGGCAAUCAGGUUCCGAAUUUUAAGAAAUAGGAAGGAGGAUGAGAAUUAUACGGCACGCGCGCGCGGUCUCGGCGGAAGGACGAGGUCCUCGGUACGAUCGCACGUAAAUACCGGGGGCAGGGUGCACUGUCGCUUUUCACCGGGGUCUCCACGAGACAAGUCGAAUACAAUAUUUUUUACCCGCGGAACGGCGAACAGGCAAUGGCCGACACCGCGCGAGAUUUUCAAAGUUCUCGCCGUCACUCCAUAUUCAUUGCAUAAUAAUAACCACGUACACCGAGGGCAAGCUUGGUGAAGGUAUUCAUUAGGCCGAUGGCUAAGAGACGGUUGGAGAGAGGGGGAGGAGGCCGCUGAGAAAAAAAAUAAUCUUAAUUAAAAAGACAUCGCUAGGGUAGGCGCUUCGAUGAAUACAUAAACUUUAAAAGUCAUUUAUAAUACAAAUUAUUCUCAAAAUAUAAAGAAGUUUAAUAAGUAAAGGAGGAAAAAAGUUUUUAAAUUCUACGUAAGGAAGCCAAGAGUCAAAGACGACUAGAUGAUAGGAGCCGCAUGGCCUAACUGCUGCCACUUUAAUUAAUUAAAUAAAUAAUUAUAACUUUAUUACUCAAUUAAUCUCGAUACAACAGAUGGGAAAUAAUACAAAAAAAAAGGAAAGAAAUCUAUAACACAACUCUAUCCCAUGCCACUUUUCAAACUACUCUCUAGAUGCAGAGACGAAUCAGUAGGUAUACUAAUAGCGGACUAUUAAAACUAACAGGAAUUAAUUCUUCUUCUAAAAAUCAGGAACGAUUGAGAUUCGCGCUAUAGAUUCGAGAUAUUUCCAAUUGUCCAUUUCUCCAGAAUCGCACGAGACACACGCGCGUUUACGCGGGCGCGUUCGCCCGUGCGGUUUCCGCUGUCGCGAGCCCGUCGGAAUCUCGCCGCGAUCCUACCGCCAAACCGUGUUUCGAGAAUCGCGUGAAUCCUCCCCGGAAUCACGGGGACACGAAGGGGCGAGUUCCGACGCCGCGAGCCGGCGGAAGUACGCUUCGGCGUGUCGGAAAGCGGGACAUCGCGCGAAGCGCCGAAGCGGAAGCGCGGUUCCGUCGCGGCUCGAGCAUCGCCCACGAUAUAUCCUCUCUCGCGGAAACUCUUGCGUAUAUUUUUUACAAAAUAGAAAAAAAAACAAGAAAAAGAAAAACCGAAAAAUUCGGCGGCUGGGCACGGCGGAACACGGGCUCGCGAUUCGCGCGGACACGCGACGCCCGACGCGCGUUGCACGCGUCACGAUGUCGAAAGGGUCGAAACGAUCGGGGUCGGUGCCUAUCACAGUUUGUACAGACACCGAAGGAUUACCAGGAACACAUGAAGACACAGAAUUAGAAUACAAACACGAAACUACAUACACGAAAUACCACAGAGACACGAAGAAUUAUAGAGACCCAAAAGAUAUACGUUGUUCCUUCGUCGCGACGGUCACUUUGUACCUGCUUGCUGCCUGCCUGAUCCUGAAACACGACACAACUCCCAGUCUCGCGUGGCGGCGUUUACAUACCAUACAACACCUACAAAGACACAUAAAACAUACACACACACACACACAUAUACAUACACACACAUCCCAGCAAACACCAGUUAUAUAACAUUAGUUAUAAUUUCCUACUCAACGACAUAACUGUUACAUAACGAAUGUGUUAUAUAACAGUUACAUUGUUAAUUGGAAAAUUGUAAUUAACAGUUAUAUUCCAGCAAGCACCGAGUUAUGGUUAUACAAUAUAAGUGUUAGUUGUAAUUUUUUAUUCAAUAAUGUAACUGUUAUGUAACAACUGUGUCAUAACAGUUACAUUGUUAAGUAGGAAAUUACAACUAACAUUUACGUGACUUGGUACUUGCAGGAACUUGAUGUUUUGCUAGGACAUGUACACACAUAGCCUUUUUACUCCGCUCGAUGAUUGAUAACGUCCAAGCAUGUCACGUGUACUUUCGUUGUGAUAAUCUGACGCGUUGCGAAAAUCAUUUCUCCGCGUACGUCGAGAACCGAGCUGAUUUGCCAUUUGUUGUUCAAUCCCGUCGUCGAUUUUUUCGCGAUAGGGAGAAAGAAAGAGAGGGAGAGAAAGAGAAUGAGAGAAAAAGAGAGAGAGAGUGAGAGUGAGAGAGUGAGAGCGCGAUUUUCCCGGAAUGUUGAUGGUUUCGACGACUGUUUCGACAUCAAUCCGCUCUUGGCGUUUCCGCGUUUCGAAAUUCGGGCGAUCGCGCAGAACACCUCCCCAGGUAUCAAGCUAACUUUUGGAAGAAAGUACUGAUAAACAAUUUCAAUAAACUGUUUAUUAUCAGUUCAUUGAAACACUUUAACAGUUUUUUUAUUUAAGGGAACGUUAUUUGUCGUCACUUUAAUAUCAAAAUAACAUCUUUGACGACAUUUUGACAUUGAAAUGCCGUCAAAUAACGUCAGCUUGCUACUUGGAUCGAUCCUCUCUCGUUGCUACCUGCGUAAUCGCCUGAUGAGGGAUCGAGUGCCCGAAAUCAGAAGAAAGUUCGGAACGGGGACGACGCGUAGUUGUGGCACAUACGUGCUAGAUUUUACUAGCGGAAACGAAUAACGGUAAAGGCUCCAUCUCUUGUAAUAUUUUUAUUAUCGCAAGCGUAAUAUUAUAUAUAUAAAUAUAUAUAUAUAUAUAUAUAAUUAAAUUAUAUUAAAUAAAGGGAUUAUGCCACUGUUUAUUAUUUAUUGACUAACGUUCGACUAAUAUUGUAAAUAAUAACGAAAAUAUUUUAUCUAUAUUUCCGAUCUCCGGGGGGGCGUCGGGCGGGGGUGGCGUAUUAUCUCUUGUCCGCCUUCGCGGCGAUCAUUAACGGUCGCCGUUUCGCCCGCCCCUCUAUUGUUACACCAUUUCAUCACAUUGCAUUUAAUAAAUUAUAUAUUUAUUGACUCA
Molecule: messenger RNA, 11754 nt
Organism: Solenopsis invicta (red fire ant)
Lineage: Eukaryota; Metazoa; Arthropoda; Insecta; Hymenoptera; Formicidae
Gene: Camta
Product: calmodulin-binding transcription activator 2
Exons: 15
Coding region: 1640-5485 (1281 amino acids)
Biological process (GO): regulation of transcription by RNA polymerase II
Cellular component (GO): nucleus
Molecular function (GO): double-stranded DNA binding; protein binding; transcription coregulator activity
Source: RefSeq, a predicted model, not a curated record